Messenger RNA from Trypanosoma theileri, 5034 nucleotides. Its product is annotated as XMAP215 family protein. Gene Ontology annotation, biological process: centrosome duplication; mitotic spindle organization; microtubule polymerization. The transcript has a single exon. The record is from RefSeq and is a predicted model, not a curated record. Gene Ontology annotation, cellular component: kinetochore; microtubule plus-end; centrosome. The coding region runs from base 1 to 5034 and encodes 1677 amino acids. NCBI's taxonomy places the organism in Eukaryota, Euglenozoa, Kinetoplastea, Trypanosomatida, Trypanosomatidae. Gene Ontology annotation, molecular function: microtubule plus-end binding; microtubule plus end polymerase activity.
AUGCUACACGACGACACUGCUGUCGCUUCCACUUUGGCUGCCCCUCGCGGCAGCACCAGUGGUGUAGACAUCGCCGCCGUCACCCCGUCGGAGGACUUCUCGGGCCUCCCCAUCGAGUCGCUGCUCACCCACGCGAGUUGGCGGGCGCGGCGGGCGGGCUUCGAGCGGGUGCGGGAUGCCCCGGCGCCGCACAAGGCGCUCUUCCUCGACGAGGCGAAGCGACUCGCCGGCGAAAACAACGCCGCCGCGCAGGAGGCCCUCUUCGAGGCGCUCGCCGCUUUGGUGCCGGUCUGCGACGGCAGCGAACUCGAACUUCUCGCCGCCGCCCCGCUGCGGGCCGUUCUCGAGCGCGGCAUCACCGGUCGCCCCCGCGCCGCGCAGGCGAGUGCCGCCUUCGUCUCUGAGCUCGUCGAGGCCGGGCAGCAGAACGCCGUCUUCGACGCCCUCCUCCCGGUCUUCGCACACAAAACACCGAAGAAUCGUAUGGCCGCCGUGCAGCUAUGCAGUCAUAUUGUAGGGGAGUUCGGUGUUCAGGGAAUUCCCACAAAGGCUAUUCUUAAGGCAAUGCAACCACUCUUUAAUGAUGCGAACGCACAAGUGCGAAAGGAGGCACUCUCGUUGUGUUGUCAAUGCUAUAGGUUUAUUGGAGCAGGUAUUAAGAGUUUUCUCACAGAUCUUCGUGAUGUACAACUGCAGGAACUGGAAAAACUUUUUGAUGAUGUGAAGUUGGGAGAAAAACCACCAAAAAGUAUUCGAGGUCAAACACCUUCUACACCAUUAAAACCAGCAGCUCCUUUGGUAUCCUUAUCUGGUCAUGGUGGACCUUCAAAUGAUAUAGAUGAUGAAACUUAUGAAAUAUAUGAUGAAACACCUGUGUUAACGAAACUUCCACGUGAUUUUUACAGAGUUACAUUAGAUAAAAGUGCCAAAUGGCAGGAUCGUGUUGCUAUGGUGCAAGAUCAUCUCCUUCCACUUAUUAGCGCUCCAAAAAUUCGAGUAAAAGAUGAUUAUCAUGAACUUGUAAGUUUAGUUCGAGAAUUACUUUUGGACCCUCAAGCUCCUCUUAUGUUAAUGGGAUUUAAGUGUAUUCAAGAAUUAGCGAGAGCAUUACGAGGUUCAUUUGCUCCACAUGCACGUUCUUUAUUAAGUCCUUUAUUUGAUAAAAUGAAAGAUAAAAAAACAAGUGUAGUAGAACAUAUUACAACAACUCUUGAAACUCUUAUACGUUAUAAAUGUAUUACAUUGGAUCAAUGUCAAGAUGAAAUUGAACUUACUACUCAAAGUCGUGUUCCUAAUCAACGUUUAGCGUUAGUUCUUUGGCUUACACGACUUAUAGAUAAAUUGGAUCGAAAUCAAUUUAAUCGUCUUUUUCGUGCUCAAAAUAUGUUAUGUCGUCUUAUGAAUGAUGAAAAAGUUGAAAUUCGUGAAGCUAGUUUUACACUUGUAGCUAAAUUAAUGGCUAGUUUUGGAGAAGCAAAUUUUCAGAAUCUUCUUUCCUCUCUUGAUGAAAAACAACGUGCUAAACUUGCUGCAGCUAUUAAUACUACAGCAAAUGUUCUUUGUACUCCUACAGGCUCUCCAGCAAAGAAAACUCUUCGUACAGAAAGACGAGAAGGAUCAAUUUCUACAAAUACGAGAAGUCUAUCUAUUGGAGCUCCUAGUUGUAGUAAUUCAUCACUUAAUACAGGUAGAGGAAGACGUCCGGCUUCUGCUAUGCCACGUCGUUCUUCUCCUGAAAGUCGAAGACAUACUCCAUUAUCUCAUCAUCAUCAUCAUCAUAAUGUAACUUCAGAUGAUUCAGUAACACUUGAAUCUUCUUUACCAUCUAAGGAUGAAGCAUUUCGACGUAUAUUAGGAUUAAUGAAUGGUGAUGUAAACGUCAUUCCUUUACUUCGUUCAAAGGAGUGGUCUAAUCGAUAUAAUGGUGUAAUGAAACUACGAGCAAUGAUAGAUGAAUGGUCUAAUGAAGAGUGUACAAAAAAUUUAGAUUAUGUGGUUGUUUACCUUCGAGUAGAUCCAGGAUGGAGAGAAUCUAUAUUUCAAGUUUUACAAGCUAUGAUUGGAAUAUUUCAAGAACUUGUAACUCGGGCAACAUCUGUAAGUCCUGGAGCCAGCUAUGCGAUAAUAGCAGGUUGUACAUCUAGAUUUAACGAACCAAAAAAUAAAGUAGCUAUUCGUGAUUUAUUAACUUUCCUUGUAAAAAGUCAAGGAGUUUCUUUUGUAGUACGACAUAUGAUUGGGGUAUUAGCCACUCUUAAAUCUGCAAAACUUAUGCAAGAAUGUAAUGAGUAUAUAACUCAAAUACUUCAAUUAUUUCCAACAUCUCCUGUAGAUGCUAGAAGUAUAGUAGAGUAUUUAAAAUCCCAUUGUUUGGAUCAACAUUCUCCUCCUUUACGAACAUCUGCUAUAACUUUAUUAGCAGUUCUCAGACUUCGUACAGGUCCUGUUGUAGAUAGUUAUCUUGGAAAUAUUAGUCCAGCUAUACGUAGUGCAUAUGAAGAAGCUAUUGCACAUCAUAGUUCUAUGGUAGAAGAAGAACCUCGUCGUUCUAUUGGUUCAGAAAUACAAAGAGCUCCCUCACCAGUUUCUCCUUCACGUGUACAUAAAGUACAAGGUAAAUCUCCUUCAAAAGCAUUUAAUCAAAGUAGAGCUGUUGGAUUUUCUGCUUCUUUAAAUCCUAAUACAGAUGGAGUAGUAGUAGGAGGAGAUGGUUUAUCUCGAAAUCGUCAUUUAUCACAAUCUCUUGGAGAAAAUGAGGAUAAUUUAGGUAGAGUGGAUGUUUCUUCUCAAUUAUUACCUUUAGCGAAACAAAUAACAAAUUCAGUAGAUUGGCGUAUGCGAUUAGAUGCGGUAAAAAAAGUUGAAGAAAUUAUGUAUGCAAGUAACAAAAGGAUUGCAGCAAAUGGAACAGUAGAGAUACUACGAGCCCUUCGUACUCGUUUUGAUGAAGUUAACAAAAAUUUUGUAAUAGAUGUAUUACGAACUGUUGCUUUAGUAGUAGAAUCUGCUGGUCUUGCUGCAUGUCGUCCAGCUCUCAAAAGUAUUUUACAAGGUGUUUUGGGAAUGUUAGGUGAUCAAAAAGUAAACUUACGUGAAGAAGCAGCUAAUGUAGCAUAUCGUGCAUUAGAUUGUCUUGGUUUGGAAACUACACUUCAAUGUAUGUUAAAACCCCUUACAGCAGAAUCUCAUACUUGUAAUCAAAUAGCAUUGGAAUUAAUUGAACGUGGAUUUCAAUUAGAACCAGAUGCCAAUUUACCACGUCCAGUUAUUAAUUCUCUUGUACCUGCUGUUGUAAAACUUUGUCUGAGUCGUAUUCUUGAAGUUCGAUCUGCGGCAGAACGUGUUAUUGGUUAUUUCCUUCCUAUUGUUGGAGAUGAGGCUUUAUUACGUGCGGUGCAUACACUUCGGCCGGCGGAGCAGCAAAGUGUAAUGGCGCCUAUUGAACGUCAAUUACAAUUAUAUCUUCGUAAUGGUAAUGAGGAGGAUGUUCGGCAUGUCUCUACACUACUUACGAUAAGUUCAUCCUCUCAUCCACCGUUACUCCCUACACCACGUUCUCCACAUUCCCCACGAUCUUCACGAACUGGAAGUAAAGAUAUGAGUAUAAGUCAGAAAAAUAUGGAACUCCCACUUGUGCAGUCUAAUAAUAUUCAACAAUCACAACAACAAUCACAACAACCAUAUUCAGGAAUGGUAAGAACAUCAUUGGUAAAAGAAUCACAAACAUCAUCGACAUCAAUGUCGAUAUCAGGAUCAGGAGCAUUAUCUGCAAUGACUCAUGGAUCUGGACCUACUGGAACUACUAUAGUUCCUGCAGUACAAGCUGUUCGUUCAUCAAGACCUCAUAUACACAGUGAAGAAUUGUUAUCUAUACAAGAAAUUAUGGUAGGACUUCGUUCUGCUUCUUCUACAACGGCAUCUAAUGCAUGUAAAGAAUUUAUGGAGCGACUUCAAAGUGGAGAAGAUUGUGGAACCCCUGAAAUGAUUCAAGUUAUGGUAGAACGUCUUUAUGAAAAUACCAAAAAACUUGAUGUUGAACUUGCUCUUAAAUUAAUUGAAUGUCUUAAGACUAUAUUUGAAACCCCUCGUUGUGCCCAACGAUGUCAUAGUAGUCUUCUAUUUAGGAUGUUAGGUAUGAUAUUUGAUUGUCUCCUUUCAGAGCCUUUUUCAUUACAGGAAAAAGUUAUUAAGGCUCUUAAUAAUAUGACGCUAAAACUACUUGAAGGUUGUCCUGGUAAUGAUGUGUUUAGCGCUUUAAUGUCUCGUAUGACGAGGUAUUCCACAACGUAUAUUGAAACUGGUAAAAAGACCGAUUUAAAAUAUAUUCAAGUAACUGUGAAAUGUCUGAUGCGACUGGAUUUUAAUACCGUCUCUCCUGAUAAUGUGAUAUUAUGCUGUCAUGAAUAUUUACUUCAACAUCCUCCCAGUGCUUUCCGAAAUUUGGAUGAUCUUUCUAUUCGUACAGUCAAAACAGUAUUACAAGAUCUUUCCCUACGCUGUGGACAACCACUUCUUGGUAUUGCGGAACAACUGGUGGGAACACAAAAUCUUGUUACGCAUUUUAUUCGAGCUUGUCUUGAAAAUCGAGAACGAGCAUUACGAUCAAAUAAUGGGAAUGAUAGGGAAACAACAAUAGAUAGCAGUAGACAGCAAAGACAACAACCACAACCACAACAACCACAACAACAAACUCCUAAUCGUCGUAAGAGUGUUCAUGUGGAUCCACAUGCCCCACCCACAUCUGCGGGUUAUCCUUCUUCCCACGUUGUUGUCAUUCCUUCUGCGGUAACAGAAAAAUCCGUCGCAACUAUAUUUAACCGUAUUCGUAAUCAUUUGACAUCUAAUCAAGGUAUUGAGGAGUUAUAUACAUACCUGAAACAACAUCCUAGAAGUGCUGAAUUUGAUCAACAAUUUCAACGAUGCUCAGAGGCAUUUCGUUCGUAUAUUAAAAGAAAGAUGGAACGUCAAAUGGCAGAAGAUGUCGCAAAACCUGAAGGAUUUGUGCUUCCUGAAAUUCUGCGGUUAACGCAGUAA